Carassius auratus (goldfish) is the source of this 4422-nucleotide messenger RNA. RefSeq names its product extended synaptotagmin-2-A-like. Bases 421 to 3075 code for a protein of 884 amino acids. Gene Ontology annotation, cellular component: endoplasmic reticulum membrane. The record is from RefSeq and is a predicted model, not a curated record. Gene Ontology annotation, biological process: lipid transport. NCBI's taxonomy places the organism in Eukaryota, Metazoa, Chordata, Actinopteri, Cypriniformes, Cyprinidae. The transcript is spliced from 23 exons. Gene Ontology annotation, molecular function: phosphatidylinositol binding; phosphatidylethanolamine binding; calcium ion binding.
GUAACCCUGAGCAGCGGGUUUGGGCAGAGUGCGCGUUAUUGCAGGAUGUGGUGAAUGCAGGAGGUGGUGCCGCUCACAGCUCGCGCGGUGACGGUUGGGACAACGAGACGUGGCGCGUCCUCACAGACGGACAGCAGCUGGGAGACUCGAGCGAGUUAAAGUUCGCUUUGAAGGGCGGAAAAUUACGGGCCGACGUCCGCUCCAUACAAGGCAAGGUCGGGUGGGGAGCAGUUUAGGGAGCAGAGCUGAUUCAAUCAUCUGAGCUCCAGGGAAGAGCCCGGAACCAAGCGACGCGACUCGUUUUGUUUUCUGAAAAGAUUUGUAACGUAAAUCGUUUGAGAUGUCUGUGUAGAAACUCUCUUGUUUCUUUUUGUUUAGUUUUUAGUUUUGUUGUUUGUUUUGGAUUUGUGUACUUUGGAGAUGAGUGCGUCAGUGAACGGAGUGGAACCCAAACCCGCACCAGCGGUCAGUCAGAACGGACCGGGUUCUGUUCCUCCGAGCCCCACGAAUGUCAACACACUCGAGCCGGGGCUACCGGACGAGGAGCCGCAGUCUGCGGUGACGGACACCACGCAGAUGGGGAUCAAGUUCGCCAAGACAUUCAUGCUGAUUUUCCCCAUAUACGUGCUGGGAUAUCUGGAGUUCAGUUUCAGCUGGGUGCUCAUCAUCCUGGCCGCGCUGUUUUGGCUCAGACGGAACCAGGGCAGCAGAUUCGCUCGGGUGAACCAGGCGCUGCAGUUUCUGGAGCAUGAGGAGCGAGCGGUGCGUCAGACCAUCCGGAGCUCAGAGCUGCCGCCGUGGGUUCAUUUUCCAGAUGUGGAGAGAGUGGAGUGGCUCAACAAGACUGUGCAUCAGAUGUGGCCAUAUAUUUGUCAGUUUGUAGAAAAACUCUUCAGAGAGACCAUUGAGCCAGCGGUGCAGGGAGCCAAUGCGCACCUUAGUACUUUUACCUUCUCCAAGAUAGACAUGGGGGACAAGCCUCUCAGGGUGGAUGGAGUGAAAGUUUAUACAGAGAAUGUAGACAGAAGACAGAUUAUUAUGGACUUACAAAUCAGUUUUGUCGGAAACACUGAAAUCGAUGUGGAUAUUAAGAAAUACUACUGCCGUGCAGGAAUCAAGAGCAUCCAGCUUAAUGGGGUGUUGAGGGUCAUCAUGGACCCAUUGCUUGGAGACAUGCCUCUGAUUGGUGCACUUUCUGUGUUCUUCCUCAAGAAACCUUUUCUGGAUAUAAACUGGACGGGUCUUACAAAUAUGCUGGACAUCCCUGGAAUAAAUGGUCUGUGUGACGGCAUUAUUCAGGAUAUCAUAUACAGUUAUCUCGUGCUGCCGAACAAAAUCACUAUUCCGCUUGUAAAUGAAGCACAAAUUUCCAGACUCCGCUUCCCUAUGCCAAAGGGCAUUCUGCGGAUUCACUUUCUGGAGGCGCAGGACCUGGUAGGGAAGGACACGUUUCUGGGUGGCCUUAUAAAAGGAAAGUCAGACCCGUAUGGCGUCAUUCAGCUUGGGAAUCAGCUCUUCAGAUCCAAAAUCAUCAAAGAUACGGUUAAUCCUAAAUGGAACGAAGUUUACGAGGCAUUUGUGUACGAUAACCCAGAAAAGAAUGUGGUGAUAGAGCUGUUUGAUGAGGACACUGAUAAAGAUGAUUAUUUGGGAAGCCUUACCAUCAACGUAGAUGAACUAGAGAAGGAACAGAAAGUAGAUGAGUGGUUUGUACUUGAUGAUGUUGCUACAGGAAAGCUUCACCUGAAGACUGAAUGGCUUUCUCUUCUCCCUACACCUGAUAAACUCGAAGAGGUUUUAAGCAGCAUUAAAGCAGAUAAAGGGCAAGCCAAUGAUGGACUGUCAUCAGCAUUAUUGUUGGUGCAUCUGGACUCAGCCAAAAAUCUGCCACGCAAUCCUUUAGAAUUCAACAGUGCAGGUCUGAAGAAGGGUACAGUCAAUAAAGCGCUAAAGUCUGGUAAAAAGGUUGCCAGUAUGCCCAGUCCAUUCGUCCAGUUUACUGUGGGACACAAAUCCUUUGAGAGCAAGACAAGAUUUAAAACCAAUGAGCCCGUUUGGGAGGAGGCCUUCACAUUCCUGAUCCACAAUCCAAAGAUUCAAGAACUUGAAGUGGAGGUAAAGGAUGAGAAGCACGAGUGUUCCCUUGGGACGUUUUCUCUUCCUCUGUCAAAUCUGCUGCAGGAGGAUCAGAUGACUAUCAGUCAGCGUUUCCCACUCAAGAACACAGGACCCGGUGCUACGCUUAAGAUGAAGAUGGCACUUAGGAUUCUGUCUAUGGAGAAGUUGUCCGGAACGAAUCAGCCGUCCUCAAGUCAAAUCCGCCAGCCUAGCUCCAGCACGACCCCCAACCCCUCUCCUAAGCAGGCCAAUGUUUCAGAGCCCACCCCAACAUCCAAACCCCAGCAGCCGACCCCAGCACCCAGAAACCCAAAACCCUCCCCGCGAGUGGAAGCCUUGAUAGACAGCAGGCCAUUGGAGGACUCCCCUGCCCGUCUGGCUAAAUCAGGGCGGAGCACGUCUAACCUUGCCCUUUCUGGCUCUCAGCUACACCUAAACAACAAAGAGCAGACACCCAGCAUAGCGUCCGACAUCUCCAAUCCCAGCACCGCCCUGGAUCUCCAGAGGACAAUACAACUAUUACAGAAUGGCGCCUCGCCUGGUUUCGCUCCAUUGGGUGAAAUUCAGCUAACCAUCAGACACAGUCCCCAAAGAAACAAACUAAUUGUCGUGAUACACAGUUGCAGGAAUCUGAUCUCUUCUACUGAAAAUGGCUCUGAUCCAUACGUCCGUUUGUAUUUGCUGCCUGAUAAACGGCGCUCUGGACGCAGAAAAACAAACACGAUGAAGAAAACAGUGAAUCCUAUCUAUGAUCAAACGUUUGAAUUCAGUGUGUCACUUGUGGAGUUGCACAGAAGAACACUAGAUGUGGCCGUGAAGAAUGGAGGAGGAAUUCUGUCAAAACACAGAGGGCUGCUGGGAAAGGUGUUAGUUGACUUGAACUCUGAGGAUAUGUCAAAGAGCUCAACGCAAUGGUAUGAACUUUCAGUGGAUGGGAUGAGGCGACAAUCUCCUUAGUCAACGGAAGCAACUUCUUUCUGCCUACACAUACUGUAUUUAAAAAAAACAAACAAACAAAAAAACUACAAAUCUGUAUGCAAGACUCCAAACCUCAGUCAUGGUUUAGCCUGUGGGCAAAAUUUGUACAUGUUGGAUCUUCAGUUUUUAUCACUUUAAACAGAUUUACAGUGUGAAAGAAAAGAUAAACGCUAUUGAUGUUACGUGCACUGACUUAGCAAAAGUGAAAGAGAGAGUGAGAGUGUUUAAAGAUUUAAGUUUUAAAGAAAUACGGUUCAGCAACAUCCGUUGAUUAUUUGUUUACACAUUAAUGCUUCUAAACCAAGAGUGACAAACUAACAGUAUCCGCCAUUCACACAUUUAUGGUGGAGAGAUCAUAUGAUAUAUAAUUGAGCUCAGCCUGUAAAUAUAUAUAAAAUAAUUAAUAAAAUAAUUUUAGUAUUUGGAAAAGUUUGAUAAAUAUUAACCCUAAGAGUUCUUGUUGAACAAGCACUGAACUCAUGCUUGCUUUGAAAGUGUUAUAUAUAUAAUAAUCUCUGUAAAUGUCUACAGAUGCUCCUUUUAGGAGACAAAUUUACCAAAGAGGUACUCUGCUCAUUAAAAAGUGUGUGACUAAACCAAAUAUGCACCUAAAUGUUUUACACACCCAAGUGUUCAUAUCUAUCGACAUACAUCUCUCUCUAUAUACACACACGUACACGUCUUAUAUGUUCUCUGGUGUGGUUUAGCUCCCACUAUCACAGCACUGGCUGUCAGUGUUCAAACACGGAUGGACAGCUAGCUACAGUGACACAUGACCCUGGAUAUCUACUUCUGCCAUAACUGAAUCUUGUUUGGCCUUUCUGUAUAGCACUCAGUCACAUGUUCACUCCUUUUUCAAAAACACCUGUUCACCUCUCACCCACUGCGACCCAGCUGUGCUUCCUCAAACAUGUUUCUCUCAGAGUUAUGUAAAAUGUCUCAUGUGUAGUCUGGUAUUAAUUGAAGGUUGUGGUUUUGUCUGCUGCAGUGUCACUGAGCUGGGCUUAUGGUAUGCAGAUUGUCAAACCUCAUAGUUUUGACUUUAUUCAUGUCAGUAAGAAUGUGUUUUAUUGUAUAAAUUAUUGUGAAUAUUAUGACAGAUUAUGCUUAUUAUUAUGAAUAAUACUUCUCACAAAAAGCAAACCUAUUCAGUCAGAGCCCCCCUCUGUGCUGAGCUUGCCUUAUUGAUGUAUAUAUAUAUAUUUCCUGUGCCUUAUGACCAACAAUAUGCUUACCUUAGAGGGUAUUUGGCAUCAGAUAUAGGAUUGUAAAGUCUCUGUAUUUGAUCAAGUUUUCUUUUCAAUAAACAAUUUAUUAUUUAGUUUG